Molecule: messenger RNA, 3114 nt
Organism: Crotalus tigris (Tiger rattlesnake)
Lineage: Eukaryota; Metazoa; Chordata; Lepidosauria; Squamata; Viperidae
Gene: CHMP7
Product: charged multivesicular body protein 7
Exons: 10
Coding region: 110-1522 (470 amino acids)
Biological process (GO): vesicle budding from membrane; late endosome to vacuole transport via multivesicular body sorting pathway
Cellular component (GO): cytoplasmic side of plasma membrane; multivesicular body; ESCRT III complex
Source: RefSeq, a predicted model, not a curated record
GACGUAGGCCGGUUUUUUUUUGUCUCCGCGCGCAUGCGCUUUUCGCUGUCGGAGAACGCCCGCUCUGGCAAAGGGCAGCUAGGCCGCGAGGAGCCGGGGGCUCGCGUAGAUGUCUUCGCCGGAGGAGGCGCGGGUCGCGCCGGCCCCGGAAGGGGACUUGCCGGUAGAGUGGGAAACGGACGAAGAACGUAUGGCGUUUCUAUUUUCGGCUUUCAAGCAGAGCCGGGAGGUUAACGCCACCGAGUGGGACAGCAAGAUGGGCUUUUGGAGUGAGUUGGUGUUCAAAUGGGGAAGACGGAAAGGAGGGAUCCGCACCUGCCUGAGGGAGCUCCAGCAGGCUUUCGAGCGCCGGGGGAGCGUCCCCCUCGGCCUGGGCACCGUCCUCCGCGAGCUGCUCAGACGGGGCAAACUGCAAAGAGAGUCGGACUACAUGGCUAGCGUCGACAGUAGCUGGAUCUCCUGGGGUGUGGGAGUCUUCAUUUUGAAACCCCUGAAGUGGACCUUGUCUAGCGUAUUGGGUGACAGCAAAAUGCCGGAGGAAGAGGAAGCCCUGAUUUAUGUGGAGAUUCUUAAGGAGAAGGCAGAAGAAGUCUAUAAUCUCUACCAGAAUUCCACACUUUCAUCCCAUCCUGUUGUUGGUCUGUCUGAGCUGCGCUCCCUAUGCACCAUCACCUGUCCAGAUGAACGAACAUUUUGUCUGGUGCUGCUCCAAUUGCAGAAGGAGAAAAGAGUCACUGUCCUGGAACAGAAUGGUAAUAAGAUAAUGAAAUUCGCCCGAGGGCUUCACGCAAAAGUCUCCCCAAUGAAUGAUGUUGACAUUGGGGUUUAUCAGUUGAUGCAGAGUGAACAGCUGUUGUCACAGAAAGUGGAAUCUCUGGCACAGGAAGCAGAGAGAUGUAAAGAGGAGGCUCGGAGGGCCUGUAAAGCUGGGAAAAAGCAACUGGCUCUGAGAUCUUUGAAGUCCAGAAAAAGAGUGGAAAGGCGCAUUUCAGAGCUUCAUUCCAAGCUGGACGUGGUACAAGGCAUCCUAGAUCGCAUCUAUGCCUCUCAGACAGAUCAAAUGGUAUUUAAUGCUUAUCAGGCUGGACUAGGAGCUCUGAAGCUGUCUAUGAAAGAUGUGACUGUGGAAAAGGCAGAGAGCCUAGUGGAUCAGAUUCAAGAGCUGUGCGAUACCCAGGAUGAAGUGGCUCAGACGUUAGCAGGCGUGGCAAUCAAUGGCUCGGAAGCUGAUACAGAGGAACUUGAAAAAGAAUUGGACAGUCUUCUCACAGACUCCUCAAAAUAUCUGUUGGACUUGCCUUUGGUGCCAUCAAAGCCACUCUCUCCAACUCCAGUAGUCCUUCCCAGCUUCACAGAUGCUGAGCUUGAAGCAGAGCUGGAGAAGCUCACUUGCUCAGAUGGAGGUGUGUACGUGUGCGUUCAAUUACAGAAUUGGCACAAGAGACUGAUCGGAAGGCCUCUGACCGCCAAAGAGCUCUGGAGCUGCCUCUUUAAUGACUCAACGUCCCCUUUUGUGCUGUGAAGCUGUCUUAACUUUGCUGAUCAUAAUUCCGAAAGUAACUUGUUGGAACAUGGCUUAAAAGCUCGUUAGACUGCACUUUUCAAACAGGCAGGAAAAUUCUGCCACGACAAUCCAAAUCCUUUCCACAGAAAAUUACUCUGUUGUCAUUUUUUUUCCAGUGGUGCCAAAUUACAGUGUCUCUUUGGUUGAUUUGCUCACCCAUAUGGCCACUCACGGCUGCGCUUUUUCUGGCAAGUUGACGUCUUGCUGAUCCUGACAUUGUUCGACAUCCUGAGGGCUGCUUGGCCAAAUCAUGGAACUCCACCUUGUGACCACUUGAAAGGCAAUAAAGUCACACGCUGUCUGGCAUCCUGCUGUUUUGUGCAGUUGUGCAAAACAUUAACUGGAUGCACUAGAUAAGAUGCUGACUUUGAUAGCAGUGAGCGGUGUUUGGCCGCAAGUAGACAUAUAUAUUAAUGAUUUUUCUAUAUUUCUUCUUUGUAUUUGCACGGUUGUGGAGAACUUAGGUCAAGGUUUUAUAGGGGUGUUUUUUUUUUGUUACACAAGUAGGAGGCAUCUGUGGACACAAAAUUCACCUUAUACAUGUCUUUUACGUCAAGACUGACAUUGCCUUAAAGAAUUUGCAAAGCUUUUCAACACGAGGCUGUUAUUUUUGUUGUUGCUUCUUGAAGAUGAUGCUUUGAUGUUUAAAACAUUUCCAGGUUAUCUGCAAGGAAAGCCAUUCUGCACAUUGCCUUCUUGUUAGGAAGAAUUCUCUUUGCUGCAAGUAGGAGAUUUAAGCUAUUCUCUUAAAUCAGAAACACACAGAGGGUUAGGGUUAGCAGCAUAAGAGAUUCUUCAGUCAUGUGUGCUGGAAUAAGGUUUAAACAAUGGCAGUAAUUUGGCUCACUGUCUCAGCAUCAUUAAUAGUAAUGGUAGAGAAUCCUCUAUCACCAUUUCCUGACAUCUCAAGACACUAAUUUAAAAUGAUGGAAGAACUACUGAAUCAAAUCACAUUUACACCUGCCAGAGAUGGCUUGCAAUUGUCUUCUGUCUUUUUCAGAAGACUUCCUGAGAAACUCCCUCUGUAUACAUCAGGGCAGCUGUUUAUUUUUUGUUGUUUAAUGACAACAUAGAAACUGGCUGCAGAAACUGAAGGAAAACUGGUUAUUGACUUGUAUAUCAGCACCUGCUGGAAUAAUUGGGAGGGGGGGAGAGAUGAACAAAUUGGGAGGGAGGGCAAGAGAUGAACAAAUUUUUGCUGUUCAUAAGCUCUUUUGAGAACGACUUUAUGCUUUUGUUCUAUGAAACUAGCUUUCAUUUAGACUGUGGUGAUAGGAGACAUUUUGUCAAGGAAGACAUCUGCUAAAAUUGGAAAAAGGGAAAUGGUUAAUUCCGUGUCAGGGCAUGCCCUGUAAGUUCUCUACAACACAUGGGGUUUUUUUUUCCCCCAAACCAGUGAAUCAUAUGCCACUUGUUUAAACAAAAUUCAAGAAUUGUGCUUAAGUUACUGUUAAGGGCAUUGUGGUUUAGAAAGGAGAGGAAGAGGAAAUGUUCCUCCCACUUCUUUAUUUUUUUUUUCUAAACAGUGAAAUAAUAAAAGAGUGAAAAGA